Messenger RNA from Amoebophrya sp. A25, 363 nucleotides. NCBI's taxonomy places the organism in Eukaryota, Dinophyceae, Syndiniales, Amoebophryaceae. The record is from the annotation of a GenBank genome assembly.
GACACUUCUGCAGCCUCGUCUACGACAGGAAUGCUUGCUGCUGCAGUGGGGGCAGGCGCUUCGCCUACAAAUCGUGUUAGCACCCAUUCGAAUGCAGGAACCAAAGUGAAUGAAACGAGAAAAUGCCAGCAAAACAAAUCUGGAGAUGAACCUUAUGAAUGGAGUGUUCAAAUUCAAUGGCUUAACAAUCAGGCUUGGCGAAUUACGAAAUAGGAUAGCUACAACUUCGCGUUCGCCUUCACCAUAUGCUACCACAAUCUACAACGACCGCAUCCUUCUAAUCUCAUCCUCCAAAACUAAAGAUCUUCGCUUGUAGCCGGAAUAUGUCUACGGCCGUUCAGUCUCGCAGAAACUCACGUCCGG